This is a messenger RNA of Acaulospora colombiana, 1008 nucleotides long. NCBI's taxonomy places the organism in Eukaryota, Fungi, Glomeromycota, Glomeromycetes, Diversisporales, Acaulosporaceae. The record is from the annotation of a GenBank genome assembly.
AUGUCUCAAGACUUGCUCGAAGUGACGCCCGAAAAGUUGACAGAGUUGGAGAAUACUCUCCUCAAUACGUCGGGCAAAGUGUCGUUGGCACAAAGAUUCCGUGCAUUGUUCACACUGAAAGCUGUCGGAAAGUCGAAUGAAGCCGUCGUGGAUAUUAUAGGAAAAGGGUUCAACGAUCCAUCUGCACUGUUGAAGCAUGAAUUAGCCUAUGUGCUAGGGCAGCUCCGAAAGACCUCUGCUUUGCCUGUCCUUACCUCUGUCCUCCGUGAUCUAUCCCAGGACCCCAUGGUCAGACACGAAGCCGCCGAAGCCAUUGGUGCCAUCUCUCAGCUGGAAUCAAUACCUAUCUUGGAAGAGUACUUGAACAGAGAGGGGGAAGAUCGAUCUGUCAAGGAAACGUGCGAGAUUGCACUUGACAAGAUCCGCUGGGACUGGGGAGCAGGCAAGAAGGCAAGAGCAGACAGGGACAAUGACAGUGACGAACCGAGAGAGUUUACAUCAGAGGACCCUGCACCUCCUAUGGGUUCCGAGGAUGGACCGGAUGCCAAGCAGACGGCCACCAAGGCCAAAGUGGCCUCUGAAGAGGAGAUCGAGGUGUUGCGCAAGACACUUGUCGAUCCCUCCCUCCCACUCUUCACGCGUUACCGAGCCAUGUUUUCUCUCCGCAACCUCUCGACGACCCACCCAUCUGCCGUUUACGCACUGGCGAGCGCGUUCACGACCGAAGAGCCGUCUGCCCUAUUCAAACACGAAGUAGCGUUCAUAUUCGGGCAAAUCCUGUCACCCCUGUCUGUGCCAGCGCUGAUCAAGGUCUUGGAGGACGAGUCUGAGAAUGAGAUGGUGCGGCAUGAGGCCGCAGAGGCGUUGGGCGGUAUCGCUACUGACGACUGCUUGCCGGUUCUGAAGAAAUGGAUGAAGAAGGAAGAUGCACCCACGGUGGUGCGAGAGAGCUGCAUCGUAGCGAUUGAUAUGUGGGAGGUUCGUGUUUUCUGUUGCUUGGUCCCAUGA